Choloepus didactylus (southern two-toed sloth) is the source of this 1409-nucleotide messenger RNA. RefSeq names its product H6 family homeobox 3 (gene HMX3). The record is from RefSeq and is a predicted model, not a curated record. Gene Ontology annotation, biological process: regulation of transcription by RNA polymerase II. NCBI's taxonomy places the organism in Eukaryota, Metazoa, Chordata, Mammalia, Pilosa, Megalonychidae. Bases 1 to 1077 code for a protein of 358 amino acids. Gene Ontology annotation, cellular component: nucleus. The transcript has 2 exons. Gene Ontology annotation, molecular function: DNA-binding transcription factor activity, RNA polymerase II-specific; RNA polymerase II transcription regulatory region sequence-specific DNA binding.
AUGCCGGAGCCCGGGCCGGACGCCCCCGGCACAGCCAGCGCUCAGCCCCCGCCGCCGCCUCUCCCGCCUCCCGCGCCCAAGGAGUCCCCGUUCUCCAUCAAGAACCUGCUCAACGGAGACCACCACCGGCCGCCCCCUAAGCCUCAGCCGCCCCCACGGACGCUCUUCGCGCCGGCCUCGGCCGCCGCCGCCGCCGCCGCCGCCGCGGCCGCAGCCGCCAAGGGGGCCCUGGAGGGCGCCGCGGGCUUCGCGCUCUCGCAGGUGGGCGACCUGGCUUUUCCCCGCUUUGAGAUCCCGGCGCAGAGGUUUGCCCUACCCGCGCACUACCUGGAGCGCUCCCCGGCCUGGUGGUACCCCUACACCCUGACUCCCGCCGGCGGCCACCUCCCGCGACCCGAAGCCUCGGAGAAGGCCCUCCUGCGAGACUCCUCCCCCGCCUCGGGCACCGACCGCGACUCCCCGGAGCCGCUGCUCAAGGCCGACCCAGACCACAAGGAGCUGGACUCCAAGAGCCCGGACGAGAUAAUUUUGGAGGAGAGCGACUCCGAGGAAGGCAAGAAGGAGGGCGAAGCGGCGCCGGGCGGGGCCGGGGCAAACGUGGGAGCGGCGGCCGGGGCGACGCCGGGCGCCGAGGACUGGAAAAAGGGCGCCGAGAGCCCCGAGAAGAAGCCCGCGUGCCGCAAGAAGAAGACGCGCACGGUCUUCUCGCGCAGUCAGGUCUUCCAGCUCGAGUCCACCUUCGACAUGAAGCGCUACCUGAGCAGCUCGGAGCGCGCCGGCCUGGCCGCGUCGCUGCAUCUCACCGAGACGCAGGUCAAGAUCUGGUUCCAGAACCGCCGCAACAAGUGGAAGCGGCAGCUGGCGGCCGAGCUGGAGGCGGCCAACCUGAGCCACGCUGCGGCGCAGCGCAUCGUGCGGGUGCCCAUCCUCUACCACGAGAACUCAGCGGCCGAGGGCGCGGCGGCCGCGGCCGCGGGGGCCCCGGUGCCAGUCAGCCAGCCUCUGCUCACCUUCCCUCACCCGGUCUAUUACUCGCACCCGGUGGUCUCUUCCGUGCCGCUGCUGCGGCCCGUCUGAGGCCCGAGAGGGGAGAGGGAGGGAGCGCCCGGCCCCCUUUUCGGACCCCGGAGGAGACUGGGCCGGGCCGGGCUGGCUGAAGGCACCGAGGUGUCAGCGGCCUUGGGGAACCCCGGGCUCCGGCGCCCGCGCAGCCCCGGCCUCCCUUCCCCCAAUCAGUAGCGUUUUGUAAGUAUUUGCAAUGCAUUUUCGUGCAAUUCACCCCUAAUGGAUUUGAGGCGCUUUCCAUCUUACUUUUGGCUUUGGUUUAUAUUAAGAGAAAGGAGGAAGAAAACAAAAUUCCCGGGUCAAAUAUGUCGGCUGCAAGCUUUUGUAAAAUGUCCAGUCCUCCC